UAAUAAGUUCAAUUUACAUUGAAAUUUGAGAUUUUUAAGAAAAGAGAUAGCCAAUUUGGUUGCUAAUAGAGAACCAAUCUCAAGUAUGUGAGAGAUGCUUCCAAGUUUCACGCUACUCUAUGUGUAUAAAAUAGAAUUUCAGUCUAGAUGCUGGGAAAAAAUAAAGAUUUUACAAAUUUUCUUGUUAUCUCAUUCUACAGAGCACACUGUAGUUAUUUAUAAAUGUGUAACCACCAGCUGCAUUUUCUCACAGUUUUUUCUCUCUCAAACACACACUGAUAAGCAGCAAAUGAGGAAAAACCACAGGACUACAUACUUCUGUAGUUAUCUUCAAAAGCAGUACAACUGGGAUACAUAAAAAUAAUGAAAAGCCAAUUAAUCGGAUUUCUUAUGAGCUUUUGGAUUUCUUUUUCACAUGCUUUGUAUUUUCAUAGUGGAGAAAGAGAAGAGAAAUGUGUAAUUGAAGAUGUUCCCAGUGACACGUUGGUAACUGGGAAUUACAAAGUACAGAAGUGGGAUAUACAUAAACAAGAAUUUCUUGACUCUGCUCCUGGUUUAGGAAUGUUCGUGACUGUUACAACUCCAUCUGCUGAGGUAAUAUUGUCAAAACUUUAUGGGCCAUCAGCAACAUUUUCAUUUACAUCCUAUCAAUCUGGAGAGCAUAUUAUCUGUUUACAGUCAAACUCCACAAGACUUGUGGCAUUUGCAGGAAGUAAACUGCGUAUCCAUUUGGACAUUAGAAUUGGAGAACAUUUUCUGGAUGAAGCUGUUGUUCACGCCAAAGACAAAGUGAAUGAAGUUAAUGUUAGAAUAGAACAUCUGCUUGAGCAAAUACAUCACAUAUCCAAAGAACAAAACUAUGAAAGAGAACGUGAAGAAAAAUUUCGGAAGACAAGUGAACAAACCAACAGCAAUAUUUUGUGGUGGGCUGUUGUACAAACAUUAAUCCUUGUCUCCAUUGGAAUAUGGCAGAUCAAAUCUCUCAGAGAUUUCUUUAUAGCUAAGAAGCUUGUUUGAGUCUUACAAAGAUUCAAAAUCUCCUUGCUAUCUAAGGCCUAAAAUCCAAAGAAACCCUGUUAUCUAUGAGAAAAUACAUUGUAUAAAACUCUCAAGCUUGACUCACCUUCUACUAGAGUUCUCACUCUAUCAUCUCUAACUCUGUUUUCUCCAUUUGUAUCAGUGUCUGGCCUUCCCUUAAAUUUUAAUCCUUGAAUCCCAUCUUCUGUCAAUUUAUUUUCCUCUACAGAUGUGAAACUAAAUCUAGAAGAAAGACAACUAAACCACUUAGGUAGCGCUGAAGUUCAACUCAGGAUUGUUAAAUUUAAAAGACAAAUCUAAAGAAGAUAUUUCCAAAUAUUUUUAAGUUCUCUACUUGUUUAGUAAUAUUUUUCUGUACUGGCUUGAACAAAUCAGUGUUUCAGCCUAGAUUGACUUAGUAGGAAGACAACUAUAUCUCCUGUGGCUUAAUUUGGUGAGAGCAUCUUGAACUGAACACAACACCAACUUUUCCUCAGCUAUAAUUGUGACUGUUUUCCUUUAAAGUAUUGAAAGUUUUACGUGAGAGUGGAACCUACUGUGAUCAAUUACCAUGGAACAGAGAGACCUACACAAACUACUUAGAACUGCACUUCCUUUUUGCUCCUACAUAAGCCCUAUACAUUAGGCUAUCGAGUUGAGAUCUGACAUUCCCCACAGUUUAUGUUUAGCCUUUAUGAAGAAUGAUAAUGUAGGCUAAAUUAUAGGCUUCUUGGCAAACACUGGAUUUUUGCCUUUAUAUUUUCUUUUAAGUUAUACUUACACUGAAUUCUGAAGUAUGAUGCUGUAUUGAUGAUUUUUUUAACUUUAAUUAUUCAGUAACUGUAACACAACUGUCUAACGAACUUGGCAGUAUUUCCAUUUUACUUGUUGCAGCUUGGUUGAAUAUAUCUGCAUGCCUUAAUUUAACUAGUUUCUGUACAACAUCCUGAAUUACUACAGUAUCAUGCAGUCAUGAGACAAAAGCUGUGGUUUAAAACUCAAAUAAUUAGCUUGACAAAGCAGCAUUAGCAUAAAAACAGGAGGAGGUAGCAUCAUCCACGUCCCCACUUGGUUAGUGUAAAGAGACAAUCUUUAAGAAGGCUUUCUGGAGAGCACUCUGAGGGAGGAGUGCUGCAUUUUGUUUUCAUACUUGUCUUUUCAGAUCCUUUUCUGAUCCAAAAGCUGCAAGCUGAAAUAAUUCUGGAAAAAUUAGUGUUUUAAAGACAAUGCCUUCUUUCUUUUUCCUAUCUUCCUCCUCACCUUUUGUUUUCACUAGCAAGGAAUGACCUUGUCCUUUAAGUAGAUUUAAUUUCAUGGUAUGGAAAUAUAGGUGAGAAUCUCUGUAGUUAAUACAAAGUAGAGACAAAA
This is a messenger RNA of Numida meleagris (helmeted guineafowl), 2385 nucleotides long. RefSeq names its product transmembrane emp24 domain-containing protein 11-like. Gene Ontology annotation, biological process: intracellular protein transport; endoplasmic reticulum to Golgi vesicle-mediated transport; Golgi organization. The record is from RefSeq and is a predicted model, not a curated record. Bases 364 to 1017 code for a protein of 217 amino acids. The transcript is spliced from 5 exons. Gene Ontology annotation, cellular component: COPII-coated ER to Golgi transport vesicle; Golgi apparatus; endoplasmic reticulum-Golgi intermediate compartment. NCBI's taxonomy places the organism in Eukaryota, Metazoa, Chordata, Aves, Galliformes, Numididae.